Bombus huntii is the source of this 2826-nucleotide messenger RNA. RefSeq names its product F-box/LRR-repeat protein 4 (gene Fbxl4). The record is from RefSeq and is a predicted model, not a curated record. Bases 570 to 2624 code for a protein of 684 amino acids. Gene Ontology annotation, molecular function: protein binding. NCBI's taxonomy places the organism in Eukaryota, Metazoa, Arthropoda, Insecta, Hymenoptera, Apidae. Gene Ontology annotation, biological process: SCF-dependent proteasomal ubiquitin-dependent protein catabolic process. Gene Ontology annotation, cellular component: SCF ubiquitin ligase complex. The transcript is spliced from 7 exons.
UUGAAUAAUACAUUUGCGUUUUUAAUAUUUCUAGCUUUUUAAUCGAUUGACUGGGAUUUAUUUAGUAUAAUUUAUUUAUACAGUUCAUUAUGUUAAAUAUAUUUAAAUAUGUAUAAUGAUCACUUUUAUAAAGAUCUUAUAAAGAUCUAAAUCUAAAAUUUAUUGAUAGUUAAUCUUUAUUUUGCACUUUUUGAUUUCAGUGUUUACGAAUAAAUUUUUUUAAUUCAAUAAUUACGAGAUUAAUUUAUGAAAGGUAUUCAUAUGUAGUAAUUUUUUACUGUCUUUUUAAUGCGAGUAAUACUGACGUUACUGACGCAUGAAUGGUUAGUGUGUUCAAAAAAUGGAGAUUAAAAGUAAGACAUGUAUCAUACAUUUUUUGUACUAAAACGAGGGUAAAAGACAUAAAAAAUUACCUUUUCUUGUAUGUGAUUAUGUAUUAAAACCUCUAAUGUCUACAAGAUUUGUUAUGCAGAUAAUAUGUAUAAAUUAUAAUAAUAACAAACCUUAAAGCGAUUAACCUAUAUUAAUUGAACUUUGAAGUUAAAACUUUCUGAUUAAUUGUAAAUGACAUGAUAUCUCAUGACGAGAUAAAAGUUGAAGUAGUUCCGAUAAAUGGAGAAAAAAUUGGAGGAAAAGAAGAAACUGUUGUUUUUGUUGAACAGUUUGUUAAAGACGUGUGUGAUUUUAGUUCCCAGUAUGGAAGUAAUAUUAGUAUUUCCUAUACAGCCUAUAAUAUUGCUGGGAAUCCAAGUAAAUUUCCUGAUUAUGGAGAUUUUCCACAAGCUUUUGUUAUGAGAACAUAUGGACGUUGGUGGGAUAAAGCACCUUCAAGAUUAAUGGAUUAUAUGCCACAGAAUAACAUAGACGUUACAAGUCAGGAUUAUAUAGAUCUAGAAUAUUAUCAAGAGGUAUAUCCAAUUAGAGUAUCAAUAUAUGAAACUUACAAUCCUGGAAGUGUAAUUGGAAUUUGGGCACAAAACUCUGAGGGCAAAUGGUAUCAAUUAUGGAAUGGAUUUCCUCAAGUCGUGCCGCACAAGCCAAGAAUAUUUUCUCCAUACUUGCAGCUAUGUAAUUUUAAGACAAAAAUGAUAAGACUGGAAUUUAAUCAUAGUUUAUUAGACUAUUAUACAGAGUUAGAUGCUGUAUUACUUAUUGGUACAUCAGAAUUAAUUGUACCUAAUAGUUUGCAUAAUCAAAAUCUGAAUGACCUUUCUAAAGAAUUGGGUUACCUUAAACAAAGUGAUGAUGAUAUAUAUAAUUUAACACCAGAUUAUUUAAAGGCAAAUCAGGAUUUAACAGUUCUUAAAAAGACACUUUCUGAACACUGUAAGCUUUUUAAAAGCAAAGGAAUAGAUAAUAUAUCCAAGGGAAAAUUAGUAUCUAAGAUAGGACAACAUUAUCAGUCUGUUCCUCCUAUAGAGGAAGCAUUCAAAAGUUUACAACAAUUUUUACAAGAAGAUUUUCCAAAACUUAUUAGAGAUAUUCAUCAUUCGAUACCAAAUACCAUAAAUGAACAAGACAAUUCUCUUCAAGAAAGAUUUUCAGUAGCUUCAACUGAUUUUGAAAAUCAACCAUGUGGCACUUUCUCAGCACUUCCAGAUGAGACGGUACUAAAAAUUUUGAAGAAUUUAGAUUUAAGAUCAUUAUGCUGUUUAUGCAGAGUAAAUAAACACUUUAACAAUAUUGCAAGAGAUGCUUUGUUAUAUACAAGUCUCAAUUUAAAACCUUACUGGCAUUGUUUAGACACAUCUGCAUUAAUUAGUUUAGCACCUAGGUGUCAUUAUUUACAACAAUUAGAUCUUUCAUGGUGUGGAAAUUAUAAUAUGAUUAAGUAUCAAGAUUUUAUAAAUUUUCUUCACAUAUCUGGCAGUGUUCUGACUCAUUUAAGACUAAACUGUUGUCAAUUUGUAAAUGAUGCUAUUAUCUUUGAAAUUUCAAAAGUAUGUAAGAAUUUGAAAGAACUAUGUUUAUGUAACUGUAUGGGUGUAACAAACGAAGGAUUUUCGAAACUCGAAAACUUGAAGUUCCUUGAACGUUUGGAGCUUUACAGAACAACUAUCGAAACUUCUACAUUAUGUUCUAUUUUAAAGAAGAAUACUCAAAUGCGACAUUUAAAUUUGGCAGGAAUGCAUGAUCGUUUAAAUAUAGACGAAGUUGCUGUUGAAUUAGGAAGUUCUUGUCCAUAUUUGGAAAGUGUAGACUUUUGGAAAGCACAAACUUUAACUCCAUAUGGAGUUAGAGCUUUGUCUCACUGUACUAAACUUCGAGAAGUGGAUUUUGGAUGGUGCGGUGGAAUGGGCGCUCCUGGUGACUCUCUACGAGCAUUAUUGUUUUCCUGUCGUUAUUUAGAAAAAGUAUUUUUAGCAGCACUUAGAGGAUUAACAGAUCGCGACUUGGAGCCACUUUUAUUAUGUCAACGACUGCAACAACUAGACCUAUUAGGGGCUCGUUCUCUUACUCCUGAUAUAUGUUAUGGAAUUUUAUUGUUUUGUCCAAAAUUAGAAAUGAUUGAUCUUAGUUUCUGUGAAGGUAUUAAUGAUUUUAUAGUGCAGGAAUGGCGUCAGCAAUAUCCUCAUGUUUCUAUUAAAAGAAGUUUUCAAGUAACCAACUCUAAUAUGAUAUAACAAACAUUCCAUGAUAUUUAUUACAUCGAUUGUAAUUUAAAGUAUUUUAAGUAUAAAUAGGUUUGUUAAAUUUUAUAACUUUGAUUAAUACUAUAAAGGAUGUAAUAUUGUUGUAUAUAAUUACAUAAAAAAUGUUAUUACUAAAGUAUCUGUACAUAUGUAUCCAUUUUUUCAUAAGAAUAUACAUAUGUGUACUUGUAUA